Molecule: messenger RNA, 1128 nt
Organism: Oldenlandia corymbosa var. corymbosa
Lineage: Eukaryota; Viridiplantae; Streptophyta; Magnoliopsida; Gentianales; Rubiaceae
Source: the annotation of a GenBank genome assembly
AUGAUGACGACGAUGGCCCAAACUGAUCUGGUGGAGGUGAUGAAUGAUGAUGCAUCGUCGUGUGAUUACCCUGCAAUCUUCAAUUUCGGGGAUUCAAAUUCGGACACAGGCGGGAUUGCGGCAGCAUUUUAUCAGCCGGUGGCUCCCUUCGGCGAGACAUACUUCCACCGGCCUGCCGGAAGAGCUUCCGACGGUCGUCUUAUCAUAGACUUCAUUGCUGACUACUUGGGGUUGCCGUAUCUGAGUCCGUACCUGGAUUCGGUGGGAAGCAAUUUCCAGCGUGGGGCGAACUUUGCGACUGGAGGAGCAACCAUUCGGCGGCUGAACGAAUCCUGGUUCCUGAGAGGACUCAGCCCUUUUCCUCUGGAAAUUCAGGUGGCCCAAUUUUCUCAAUUUAAGGAUCGAACCACAUCUUUCUACAAUCAAGGGAAUGUAACGUCGGAUGGAAUCAGUAGGCUUCCCAAGCCUGAAGAUUUCUCCAAGGCUCUUUACACGUUUGACAUUGGCCAAAAUGAUAUAUCUACUAGCACCCAAAUCACUAGCCCGGAUGAGGUUAACGCAACUUUGGCAGACAUAAUCAAUCGUUUUGGUACACAAAUCCGAGGGAUGUACUGGAAGGGAGCAAGGAUAUUCUGGAUACAUAACACAGGCCCCAUUGGCUGCCUGCCGCUCAUAACCAUCAAAGUUCGAAAUCCACAACCGGGGAUUCUUGAUGAGCAUGGAUGCAUCAACAACCUGAACAACAGAGCUAUCAUAUUCAAUUCAAUGCUCAAGAAUUUGGUGGUUCAGCUCAGGGCAAGCCUUCCGCAAGCUGCCAUAACCUAUGUAGACGUAUUCAGCGCUAAGUACGGAUUAAUUAGCAACGCAACCAAUUUAGGAUUUGAGGACCCUGGUAGUAUCUGCUGCGGGGUACAUGGAAACGGGGUGGAUGUCGGGUGUGGGAAUAAAGCUACGAUAAACGGGAGUGAAGUAUUCGGGGCUUCAUGCAGGAAGCCUUCAACAGUCAUCAGUUGGGACGGCGUGCAUUACACCGAGGCUGCAAAUCAAUGGGUUGCCACUCGUAUAAUUAAGGGUGCAUUUUCUGAUCCUCCAAUUCCUGUUUCAAGAGCCUGUCGUAGGCAAUCCUGA